AUAUAACGGAGAAAUGAAAGGGCAGUUAGGACGUGAAAGCCAUAGGGUAGCUUCUAGCACUCCUGAUAAAGGCAAGAAAGGGUACAAAUUGGGUAAACAGAAGACCCUUUUAAUGAAGAAUCGUAAAUUUAGCUCUAUGGAGUCUAAGUUAGAUAGUUCUCUCGCAAGCAAGAGGAGCGUGGAUCGGAAAUACAGAGAAGUCAAUAAAUCAGAUACCUUCGAGUCAUAUGUAAUGAAACCAUAUCAUCAGGCUAGCUCGAAGAGGAAGAGCUCAUUUACUAGUAAAAGAGAUAACACGACAAGGAGGGAGAUGCUCAGAAGAGCAACAAGCAAUGGUCGAUCUCAGGUAUCAACAGAAUUCCGUUAUUGCCCUCCAGAGCCCCAAAUUCGGAAGAUGGAACAAAAUAAUUACUUGACGAUUCCUUUGUUUCAAGAAACAAACGAGACAGAGCAGCUCGGCUCCUGGAGACAUAUUUCGAAGAUAAUCUUAUCCAAGGAUAAGUCCAAGUUCGACCUAUUCAUGGACUUCAAUAGACAGAGGAAGAAUUUUAUGACUAAAGGUCCAUUCGUAUAUUGGGUCGAGGAACAAACAGAAGUAAAGAAGGAGAAAACACGAAGAAAAACUUAUGUCCGCAAGAGGAGCAGGAUGCAUGCUGCUCUAAAAGGAAGCCACAGCUUGGAGGCAAAUAAGAGGUUCAGCUCGUAUUUAAGAAUGUCGUCACGAGACCUGGCGUCCAGAAACACUACAGAUAAUAGCCAGCCAAGGCUGGAGAUUCACUCGACCAUGGAUAACAAGAGUUGUGAUAGGAAGAAUGAAGGGGAGCCUACAGUGUCUAUCUACAAUUUCGCACAGAUUUGUAGCAGUAUUGACAUCCCCAAGCCUAGUAACUCCAAGGCUAGUAGAGCUCUGUUCAAGAUUGAGGAUAAUGAACCGUCUAAUUCGGUGACUAGUCCUUGUAAAAGCCUGAGGAACGAAGAUUUUCUGACUGAUCCAGCUGAGAGCUUCCUGAAGAGCAAGAGCAAGGCUAGGAAUAGAAUCAGGCCCCAGACUUGUGAAGAUACCUCCAGAAGGAGGAGAAUCAAGCAGAAUGAGUCUAAAAGACUUGAUUGGACUGACAUGAUUACUCCCAAAUUGAAGGAUCAAAUGACACAGAAAGGUCUUGUUAAUACCAAGAAAGGGUUGGCCAAGAUAAACAAGCUCUUAAAAAUGCCUAAAAAUCUGAACAUUAACGCUAAAUCCAAGGACCUGGCCAAGAGGUUGGCCAAGGUAUGGAAGAUUCCUGUAAAGAAAUCUUCCUAA
Messenger RNA from Moneuplotes crassus, 1300 nucleotides. The record is from the annotation of a GenBank genome assembly. NCBI's taxonomy places the organism in Eukaryota, Ciliophora, Spirotrichea, Euplotida, Euplotidae.